Messenger RNA from Solanum stenotomum, 509 nucleotides. RefSeq names its product small ubiquitin-related modifier 1-like. Gene Ontology annotation, biological process: protein sumoylation. The transcript has 4 exons. Bases 20 to 319 code for a protein of 99 amino acids. Gene Ontology annotation, cellular component: nucleus. Gene Ontology annotation, molecular function: protein tag activity; ubiquitin-like protein ligase binding. Lineage: Eukaryota; Viridiplantae; Streptophyta; Magnoliopsida; Solanales; Solanaceae. The record is from RefSeq and is a predicted model, not a curated record.
AGAAAAAAAAAGAGGAAAAAUGUCGGGAGUAGCAGGAGGGGAGGAAGACAAGAAGCCCGCCGGCGAUCAGUCUGGGCACAUCAAUCUCAAAGUCAAAAGCCAGGACGGGAAUGAAGUCUUCUUCAGGAUCAAAAGAAGCACUCAGCUGAAGAAAUUGAUGAAUGCUUAUUGUGACCGACAGUCUGUGGAUUUCAAUUCAAUUGCCUUCUUGUUUGAUGGUCGUCGUCUUAGAGCAGAACAGACUCCAGAUGAGCUGGAGAUGGAAGAUGGUGAUGAAAUUGAUGCAAUGUUGCAUCAAACCGGAGGCACAACUCUUUGAGUCUCCUUCUCUUUUGUUUCUGUGGAUGUAAGACUUUGUGUUUCAAGAUGGUAUUGGACUUAGUGAAAUGCUGGUUGGCAGCUUUAGGACCUUUAGAGUGUAAUGAAUGAGAUCAUGUUUGCUUACUUUAUAUUGAACUUAAUCGCUAAUAUAACUUGACAUGAAAGUCAUUACUUGCUUCACCUUUCAA